This is a messenger RNA of Polyodon spathula (Mississippi paddlefish), 6998 nucleotides long. It is a transcript of the gene bcan, whose product is annotated as brevican. Lineage: Eukaryota; Metazoa; Chordata; Actinopteri; Acipenseriformes; Polyodontidae. The transcript is spliced from 15 exons. The record is from RefSeq and is a predicted model, not a curated record. The coding region runs from base 264 to 5393 and encodes 1709 amino acids. Gene Ontology annotation, biological process: cell adhesion. Gene Ontology annotation, molecular function: hyaluronic acid binding.
AACGGGAGCUGCAGACCGUGCAAGCAACGGGAGCUGCAGACCGUGCAAGCAACGGGAGCUGCAGACCGUGCAAGCAACGGGAGCUGCAGACCGUGCAAGCAACGGGAGCUGCAGACCGUGCAAGCAACGGGAGCUGCAGACCGGGCAAGCAACGGGAGCUGCAGACCGACUCUCCCGUUACCGAGGGAGCCGCUGCGUGACCGGAGCAGCAUUGCAGAGGACGCGCCGUCGCUAUUUUUAAUUUCAAUAGAAGCAGAUGAGAAAUGGCCCUGCUGCUGUUAGCCCUCUGCCCCCUCGUCCUGGGAUCCAUCUCGGGACAAGAAGAUGAUGACCGGUCGCUCAGGGUCACGCUCUCCGCUGACCCCCCUGUGGCGACCCCCGCUCUGGGCGGCUCCCUGACCCUCCCGUGUCACUUCCUCCUCUCUGACCCCAUGCCAGUGUCCGGCCGCCGGGCUGUGCUGGCCACCCCGCGGGUCAAGUGGACGGUCAUCACAGAGGGCCGCGAGCUGGAGAUCCUGGUGGCCAGGGGUCAGAGGGUGAAGAUCAACGAGGAGUACAGGGAGCGAGCCUCCUUGCCUCACUACCCCUCCUCGCCCACAGACCUCACGCUGCGUCUGGACGCCGUGAGGAGCAACGACUCAGGGGUCUACCGCUGCCAGGUUCAGCAGGGGCUGGAGGAUGCGUAUGACCAGGUCGAGGUCAAGGUCAAAGGCGUGGUGUUCCACUAUCGCGAUGCCUCCAGCCGCUAUGCCUUCUCGUUCAGUGCUGCCCGGCAUGCCUGUGCUGUGAUCGGGGCGCGCAUCGCCACUCCAGAGCAGCUUCUGGCAGCCUAUCGCAGCGGGUUUGAGCAGUGUGACGCAGGCUGGCUCUCCGACCGGACCGUCAGAUACCCAAUCCAGAUGCCACGAGAGGGUUGCUAUGGAGACAUGGACGGAUUUCCUGGUGUGCGAAAUUAUGGGCUGCAGGAAGCGGAGGAGCUGUUUGACGUGUAUUGCUAUGUAGAGAAUUUAAAUGGCGCGGUCUUCCACGCCUCGUCCCCGGGACGGCUCACCCUGGAGGAAGCAAAGAGGUACUGCGGGGAGCAAGGGGCGGAGCUGGCCAGUACCGGUCAGCUGUACGCGGCGUGGAACGAGGGUCUGGACAACUGCAGCCCAGGCUGGCUGGCGGAUGGCAGCGUGCGGUACCCCAUCACCACGCCACGUGAUCGCUGCGGGGGCAGCCAGCCUGGGGUCAAGACCGUGUACCUGUAUCGCAACCAGACCGGUUUCCCUGACCCCAACUCCCGCCACGACGCCUACUGCUUCAGAGGUGAUGGGAUGUCCCACACGGAGUCUCCUGUGGGAUACCAAUCCACCGAACCUGAGGAUAUCAAAGCCAUCACGACCCAGACAGACACCCUGCAGGAGAUACAGCUGGCCAGGGAACAGGAGGAGAAAGCGAGCGAAGCUAAGGGGGCGCUGGACUCCUUCCCGAUUACCAGAGACAGCAUCGAGGGCCACGAGGGCCAGGGGCCACUGAGCUACCCAGACCCCUACGACCACAUGGACGCCUUGCAAGGGUUCGAGGACAGUUCGGAGGAGCUCCCUUACCCAACACCCUCUACCAAUCCCGCCCCUGAAGGUUCAGUGUCCUUCCAGCUGACUCCUGCUACUGAUGUAGUAACCGGAGUACCAACGUCACAGUCUGAAGUUUCAGGAACCAUCGCUUCAGGAGUUCCAGGAGAAGAAGAGAUAGCGCUGGUGGAGCAGGAAGCUGGUGGGACCUCUGUAGAGAUGCCCACAGGAUCUGGAGGAAACCCCAAACAUUACGAACCCAUGCCUGAAACAGACAUAACUUCUGGGGUACCAACGUCACAGUCUGAAGUUUCAGGAACCAUCGCUUCAGGAGUUCCAGGAGAAGAAGAGAUAGCGCUGGUGGAGCAGGAAGCUGGUGGGACCUCUGUAGAGAUGCCCACAGGAUCUGGAGGAAACCCCAAACAUUACGAACCCAUGCCUGAAACAGACAUAACUUCUGGGGUACCAACGUCACAGUCUGAAGUUUCAGGAACCAUCGCUUCAGGAGUUCCAGGAGAAGAAGAGAUAGCGCUGGUGGAGCAGGAAGCUGGUGGGACCUCUGUAGAGAUGCCCACAGGAUCUGGAGGAAACCCCAAACAUUACGAACCCAUGCCUGAAACAGACAUAACUUCUGGGGUACCAACGUCACAGUCUGAAGUUUCAGGAACCAUCGCUUCAGGAGUUCCAGGAGAAGAAGAGAUAGCGCUGGUGGAGCAGGAAGCUGGUGGGACCUCUGUAGAGAUGCCCACAGGAUCUGGAGGAAACCCCAAACAUUACGAACCCAUGCCUGAAACAGACAUAACUUCUGGGGUACCAACGUCACAGUCUGAAGUUUCAGGAACCAUCGCUUCAGGAGUUCCAGGAGAAGAAGAGAUAGCGCUGGUGGAGCAGGAAGCUGAUGGGACCUCUGUAGAGAUGCCCACAGGAUCUGGAGGAAACCCCAAACAUUACGAACCCAUGCCUGAAACAGACAUAACUUCUGGGGUACCAACGUCACAGUCUGAAGUUUCAGGAACCAUCGCUUCAGGAGUUCCAGGAGAAGAAGAGAUAGCGCUGGUGGAGCAGGAAGCUGGUGGGACCUCUGUAGAGAUGCCCACAGGAUCUGGAGGAAACCCCAAACAUUACGAACCCAUGCCUGAAACAGAUGUGGUUUCUGGGGUCCCAACUCCCCAGUAUGAAGAGUCUGGAAGGAGUGUCACGCUUUAUGAACCAGAAACUGAAGGACCUUCUGUAACUCUUCCACCUGAAGAAUCGAGUGCGGCUCCCCAGUUCCCUCAAACUGCGACGGAUUUGGACGACGGCGCCUCGUCUCAACCACGCGAAGAAUCAGGAGAAUCGGGAGCCAUUCCCCAAUACCCCGGGCCCACCGCAGCCCCUGAAAACUGGGACUCGACUGGAAUCCAAACCCAGGAGGUUGUGGCUUCAGCUGGAGAGCCCGAAUCUGGGGACUUGGGACACGUAGCCUCUGGUCAACCUGGAGAAGGAACAAUGGAUGAGAUUGGUUUCGGUGGACCAGUGGAUCAGAUUCCCAGUUCCCAACAUGGCGCUGGUUCUGCUCCGGAUCAGUCCGGCUACGCCUGGUCGGAUUUUCCAAUCCCUGAAGGAAGAGAAGUGGUUUCAGGAGAUGAGCGGAUAGAGGUGGUGGAGCAGGAAAGAGACGGGACCUCUGUCGAGAUGCCUAUGGGAUCCGCGGAUGAAGAGGGCAGGGUAGAGUCUGUGGAACAGGGAUCUGCUCCCAUCGUUGUCCUGGAGCCGGCAGUGGAGACCUCGACCGCAGUGGAGACCAGCACAGCCUGGCCCACGGAGGAGGUCUACCCAGAAGCCACCCCGUCUGGAACCAGCGAAGGAGGUCUUCUCGGCGGCUUCCCUGUCACUCUAAUCACCUCGCUGGCUCCUUCCCUGGAGGUCACGGUAGCUCCGGCCUGGCCGACGAACGCCGAAGCCAGCUCCCCUAGCGACUUGGAGACCCACAUCCCGGAUUCGGGACUACCAUCAGAGACCCAGUUCCCAUCCGGGGAAUUCCCACACCCUCAGGAACCGGAAGGAUCCAUUGAUGAGGAAAAGGUGGAAACCUGGGAUGGGAGCGCUCCAGAACUCCUAGCCCCCACCGUAGCUCCUCCGGAGGACAGCACCAGCCCUGCCUCUUACUACCCGGAAGGCAGCGUGGAGCAUUCUGGAAUGGCAGAGGUGGAGCUUGCUACAAGCCUGAUCGAUCUGGCGGAGCCUUCAGGUGUCCCCUCCGGGGCGCCAACUGCAGGGUUCUCGGUUGAAUGGCAUCAGGUUUCCGGCGAGGGUUCGGGGGUAACCGACAUUCCCCCCAGCCCAGAAACAAGCGGCUUUCCCCAAGAGAGAGAAGAGACCGACGUCUCGGCGAGCCUCCCACCCACCACCACCACCGCCGCCCCUCUGUUCACAGUAGGGACCUACAGCACAGCCGUCACAGGCUUCUUUCAAAGCACCACCUCUCGCUCUCAAGAAGCCGGUGGAGAAACGUCAGGGUUGCCUUGGCAGGAAUCGGGGAGCGGCGCCCACCCCGCGGUCUCCCAGACGGAAACUCCGGGGGUCGCCCUCCUCCCAGAUAACACUGGAACGAUGUCCACGUUCCAGUCCUCCACCGUAGUCCCGGAAGAACCCCGAACGACAGAUUCGGAGUACAGCGGGGAACACUCUGCCGUUCCAGUGGAGACGUUUGCGUCGACGUUAGCCGCUCCCAUUCCAGAGACGACCACAGCUUUCGGGGGCCAGACAGCCAGCACCACCCCUAGUUAUCCCACCCAAGAGACCACGGGCACGCCAAGCCCGACAACUUGGGAAAACACUGAGGACCUUUACAAAAGCACCACUACAGCCCUGCCGCUACCCACCAGCACCCUGAUGCCAACCCUGGAUCUCUAUGAGGAGGCCACUGAGGAGGCCUUUACCCCUAAACCCACCCUCGCUGCUUUGCCCACCGAAAGGGCAGUUUUGGGCCGCGUCGGGAACGUUUCAGAACUGUACAACGAAUUGAUGCGCAAGGCAGACGCCUGCCUGGACAACCCCUGUCAAAAUGGGGGUACCUGCGUGGAGGACGGGGCCCACACCAAGUGCCUGUGUCUUCCCAGUUAUGGAGGAGAGCACUGCAGGACAGAUCUGGAGCACUGCGAGGCUGGCUGGGAGAAGUUCCAGGGGUUCUGCUACAAGCACUUCAGUAAACGGCAAGGCUGGGAGGUGGCGGAGCAGCACUGCCGGAUGGGUGGGGGGCACCUGGCCAGCGUGAUGACCCCAGAAGAGCAGGACUACAUUAACAAUAACUACAAGGAGUACCAGUGGACCGGACUGAACGACAAGACCAUCGAAGGGGAUUUCCGCUGGUCAGACGGCAACCCCCUGCUGUAUGAAAACUGGUACCACGGGCAGCCUGACAGCUACUUCCUCUCAGGAGAGGACUGCGUGGUGAUGGUGUGGCACGACGGAGGGCGCUGGAGUGACGUUCCAUGCAACUACCAUCUCUCUUACACCUGCAAGAAGAGCAUCUCUUCUUGUAGACAGCCUCCCAUCGUAGAGAACGCCCGGACGUACGGGAGACUCCGGUCUCAGUACGAGACGAACUCGGUGGUCCGGUACCAGUGCCAGGAGGGCUUCCAGCAGAGGCAGAACCCCGUCAUUAAGUGCCAGUCUGACGGGAAGUGGGAGGAGCCCCAGAUCAUCUGUAUCCCGGCCAACAAAAGCACCAGCACCAGCCCUGAAGUGAAGACUGGGUCUGAGCCCCAGGUCCAGAUUGAAGAGCUGUUCACAGAGGGGACAGCCACGGAACAAGCACCCGAAAUAGGGGACUUGUACUGGGGGGGCAAGAAGAAGUAACCCCCCUCUUCCCUCUCUCACUGUACCCCCCCCACCAUCCCGAGCAAAAACAAGACGAGAGAAACCCCCCCCCCCCCCCCCCAAAAGCUUGUGUCCUGAAAAACAAUCCCUAUUUUUAUCUGCUUUUUAUAUUGACUUCUACAGAGUGCCGUCCGUCCAAUUGAUCUGUGAUCGACACGAUUUCAAUUAGAAUCACAGCGAUCUGGAAUCUGAGGGGACACAAAGCCACUUUCUCAGGGCUUGAGAGCUGGUUCCAGGAGACCCCCCGGGGAGACCUAGUUUGGGGUUUGCUGUAUCAAACCCCCGAGUCUCCCUGCCUGGUGUGCCGCGCAGCGUCCUGAAACCUACCAGUCUCCCGAAACCAAGCUGCAAGCCGCAGAGCAGGGGCUCCGUGUUCCCUUCGGCUUUUACAGCGGCUUUGAAAAAGGAUAGAGCGAGACUUUUUCAUGACUGUGCGCAAAAUUAGAAAUACGCUUCCCAAUCGUCUUUUAUAGCAAAGUCAGAUAUAGUUAGUUCGGAUAGCACCGCCCUGUUGAGUCCUGAAGCUGAGAGAACACGAAGCCACUUAAAAUAUAUCUGUUAAAUUCAGGACCUGUUCCCUCGCAUCCAGAGAUGUAUGUAACACAGACUAGAUCGGCUGUAGAAGAGCCAAUGGCAUCUAAUGAGCCGCCGCUUUGGAAACGAGCUUCCUGCAGUGUUGCUGGCAAUACAUUAGCUGUCCACUAGAUGGCGCCGGCGGUGCUUACUAAUAUCAAGAUGGAAUUACAUCGAUGUCAAACUUCUGAAGUCCUUUUCAAAGCGCCUUUAAAACAGUCUUGUGAAAAAAAAAAAGUGAACAAUUUAUUUUUAUUUUUUUUAUUUGAUAGGGUUUGCAGUUAUUCCCCACGGGUUCGGCUUUCCCCCGAUAUCGAAGUGCUGUUUUUCUUUCUGUAAGUCUGCGUCAUAAUAAUAAUAAUAAUAAUAAAACCCAGUCUCAUUGCAAUUUCGUUUGCAGCGGCAAAUUACUCGACCAGCCCCCAUAGAUAUAAAGUAAAUUUCGCAGUGCAAUUGCAGGCUCGGUUAGAGCUGGGAUUGUGAUGGCGAUGUGAUUCUGCACAGCGCUCUGGGGUGCCGUGGCGUCAAGAGAGGGCGCUGUAUAACAAAAAAAAUAAAAUAAAACUAUAUUGAAUUGUACCAGUAGCAAGCAGAGGGAUGUCAUUCUCUAACCUUCAGUCUUAGACCGGUGACAGUGCGGGGGAAACGACUGGAAUAAUCCGGUCAGGGUGUUUAGUAGAGAUUGCUGUGAACCGUGCUAAACUCAAACCGGUUUCAGAGCUGCGAUGGCACGUUGAUAAGGUCAAGUAUCCGUGAAUGACAGACGGACGAGAAGCGGGUAUAACUGUAUACACAACAUUGCAAAACACACACACACACAUACAUAAGUUUGCCCUGUGAUGCAGAGCAGUGUAAACCCGUAUAUGCAGAAGGACUGGUACCAGACCGAAUGAUAGCAGCACUUUUUUAUCGAGCUGUAUAGGGGUUGAUUGACGGUAAAUUUUAUUUAAAAAAAAAACAAAAAAAACGCUGUCUUUUUUUUUUUUUUAAAUAAACCUUUUCAUUAUUGAA